This is a messenger RNA of Nycticebus coucang (slow loris), 2480 nucleotides long. It is a transcript of the gene PTPMT1, whose product is annotated as protein tyrosine phosphatase mitochondrial 1. Gene Ontology annotation, biological process: protein dephosphorylation. The record is from RefSeq and is a predicted model, not a curated record. The transcript is spliced from 4 exons. Gene Ontology annotation, molecular function: protein tyrosine/serine/threonine phosphatase activity; phosphatidylinositol-4,5-bisphosphate 5-phosphatase activity; phosphatidylglycerophosphatase activity. Bases 126 to 935 code for a protein of 269 amino acids. NCBI's taxonomy places the organism in Eukaryota, Metazoa, Chordata, Mammalia, Primates, Lorisidae.
GGGGUCACAGUUUCACCCGCGGCAGGCUCACAGGCCUCUGGCCCAGGACGCCCCCUCCCACGGCCUGGGUCCCAGUUUCCCGCCAAGGUCCCUCCUCCGAGAUCCGUGGCCCCUCCUCCCGAGCCAUGGUGCCCGCCCCGGGCGCUCCAGGCCUAUCCCGGGAAUGCCCCGGGCCCAGAGUCUCGGCGCCCACACAGACCCCGUCACUUUUGCGGAAGGCCUCGGACAGCUCACAGCCCUGCUCUUCGACCACCUGCCAGCUCUUCUCGCGGCCGCAGACCGCGAGCUCAGGGGGAGACCGGCCGCCACUGCGCCAGUCCGGGUGGGGCGGGAUGGCGACCGCCGCGUUGCUGGAGGCCGGCCUGGCCCGGGUGCUCUUCUACCCCACGCUGCUCUACACGCUGUUGCGCGGGAAGAUGCCUGGCCGGGGACACCGCGACUGGUACCACCGCAUCGAUUCCACGGUGCUGUUGGGCGCGCUGCCGUUGCGGAACAUGACGCGCCAGCUGGUACAGGACGAGAACGUGCGCGCGGUGAUCACCAUGAACGAGGAGUAUGAAACAAGGUUCCUGUGCAACUCCCCACAGGAAUGGAAAAGAGCAGGAGUUGAGCAGCUGCGGCUCAGCACAGUAGAUAUGACCGGGAUUCCCACCUUGAACAACCUCCAGAAAGGAGUGCAGUUUGCUCUUGAGUACCAGUCGUUGGGCCAGUGUGUCUACGUGCAUUGUAAGGCUGGGCGCUCUAGGAGUGCGACUAUGGUGGCAGCAUAUCUGAUUCAGGUGCACAACUGGAGUCCAGAAGAGGCUGUAAAAGCCAUCAGCGAGAUCCGGUCACACAUCCACAUCAGACCUGGUCAAUUGGAUGUUCUAAAAGAAUUCUACAAGAUUACUGUAGAGACAGCCAAGGAUGAGACAUGUGACAUAUCAAAAACAUGAAUUACGUGGAUUAGAAAGAACUCAAUGUGACGUGAAUCCCCUGGUCAGGAAAAAGAAGGAAGACAACCCUGCUUAACAUAGAAUAAAAAAUUUUAACAGGACCUAAGGGCCUUAGGUCCAAAUUUGACAUAACAGAAAUAUGCUAAUAGCUAAUUUUGUUUCUUCUGUCUUGUUUCAUUUUCCUGAAGUUACACUGUUGUGUAGCUAGAGAGGAGGAGAUUUAGUGUGGCUUAUAUUUAUAGCAUAGAGGAUAGUGAUGGGGGUAUUUUACUUUCUUGAUCAGGGCCAUGGAAUUACUAAUUUUAACAAAAAUCUAUUGUGCAUCUAAUAUCGUGCCUGAUGAUAUACAGCACUGUUAACUCAAAAAAAGUUAACACUUGAAAACAAGAGGAAUAACUGAUGUCUGGCUUUUUGCCACUGUCAGAAAUCCCAAUUUCAGCUGGGUGUGAUGACCCAGACCUGUAAUCCCAGGACUUUGGGAGGGUGAGGUGGGAGGAUCACUUGAGGCAAGCCUGGGCAACAAAGGCCAACAUUUACUCUCUAAAAAAAAAUUUUUUUAAACUUAGCCAGGCAUGGUUGACCCAUGCCUAUAGUCUAAGCUACACAGUAGGAACACUUGAACUCAGGAGUGAGACUACUGUGAGCUAUGAUUGCACCACUAUACUCCAAAAUGGGUGACAGAGCCUCAUCUCUUAAGAAAAAAACAAAAUCCAAUUUUGCCCUGUGGGGUUCCCCCCACACUUUUAUUAUUAUUAUUAUUAUUAUUUUGCAGUUUUGAAACUGGCGGGUUUGAACCUGCCAUCUCCAGUAUAUGGGGCUCGUGCCCUACUCCUUUGAGCCACAGGUACCACCCGUCUCACACUUUUUUUUAUUUGAUUUUUGUUGCUGUUUUAGCUGGUAGGGGUCAGGUUCGAACCCACCACUCUCGGUAUAUGGGGCCAGCGCCCUACCUAUGAGCCACAGGCACCGCCCCCCUAUCACACUUUUAAAGCAGUGAUCCUUAGCCGGGCGUGUGGCGGGCAUCUGUAGUCCCAGCUACUCGGGAGGCUGAGGCAAGAGAAUAGCUUAAGCCCAGGAGUUGGAGGUUGCUGUGAGCUGUGUGAGGCCACGACACUCUACCGAGGGCCAUAAAGUACGACUCUGUCUCUACAAAAAAAAUAAAUAAAUAAAGCAGGGAUCCUGGCUCAUGCCUAUAAUCCCAGCACUCUGGGAGGCUGAGGUGGGUGGAUUGCUUGAACUCAGGAGUUUGAGACCAGCCUGAGCAAAAUCGAGAUCCUGUCUCUAAAAAUGGCUGGGUAUUAUGGGUGCCUAUAGUUGCAGCUACUUGGGAGGCUGAAGGAAGGGGAUUGCUUGAGCCCAAGAGUUUGAGGUUGUUGUGAGCUACAAUGGUGCCACAGCACUUUACUAAGGGCAACUGAGUAAAACUGUCUCGAAAUAAAAAAACAAAAGAUGGUGGCGCCUGUGGCUCACAGGAGUAGGGCACCGGCCCCAUAUACCAGAGGUGGUGGGUUCAAACCUGGCCAGGCCAAAAACUGCAAAAAAAAA